This is a messenger RNA of Patella vulgata (common limpet), 4071 nucleotides long. RefSeq lists its product as uncharacterized. The coding region runs from base 406 to 4071 and encodes 1221 amino acids. The record is from RefSeq and is a predicted model, not a curated record. Lineage: Eukaryota; Metazoa; Mollusca; Gastropoda; Patellidae. The transcript is spliced from 27 exons.
CUGACUGUCAAAGUAUGUUUCGAUAAAGAUCAGUGUCAAGUUGAACUUCCGGUUUUAGUUGGAACUGAAAUACCUCAAUUCAUCUGUGACCUGAAUGCCAAAUUAGACUUUAACCUUAAAAAUUUCUCUGUAUCUGAAUGGGUGAAGUCUAAAGGUUUAGACCUUGCUAAAGAUCUUACGAAACAAGCUGUACAAGUGUUAUUAGAACAGCUAGGUAUAGCUGACAAAUUGUUGGACCCACCUUGUAGUAGAACCAGUUUAAAAUACCAACCUGCGGACACGAAUAACUGGAAGAAUGAUUGUCCCAAGGUGAAGAAUCUACCAGCUAUCAACGCACCUGUUAAUUGUUAUAUACCUGACUAUUGUACUGGUGUAGAUUGCUGUCUGUAUAAUGAUAUUCUUGACAUGUCAAUUAACGCAUACCUGUAUAUUGACACCUGCAAUUACGUCAUAGAAGGUGCAAUCGAGAAAUUUGGAUUUAAAUUUCCUAUUCUUGAAUAUGCUUGGGGCGAAGAAAAAGAGCAGAAAUUAAGUGAAGUGAUGUUCAUUAGUUUUAAGAUAGAUCGUUUAGUUAACGAGAAGAUAUUCAUUGUGGAUCUCACUGUCAAGAUGUGUCUCAAGGGACCAGAUUCAUGUGAAGUAGAAUUACCAGUGUUUACACAGAACAGAUUACCAAUGCCACUUUGUAACAUGCAGAUGGGAUUCAAAAUAAAAGAUUUCUCACUGAAGAACUGGUUGAAAGAAAGAGGUGGUGAAUUAACAGCUAUUUUAGCCAAUCAGUUAAUGGACCAGCUUGGUAUAACGGAAUUCCUGAAAGACGAACCAUGUAAUUUUGUUAAAGAGCCGUUUAAAACUGCCACAGCAAAUAAUGGAUGGAAAAAGGAUUGUCCCCUGAAUAUGACCCUACCAGCCCUUCCUAGUAAUCUAGGAUGUUAUAUACCUGAUUAUUGUACGGGUAUCAUCUGUUGUACUGAGGUAUCACAGGUUAGACGAUCAUUCCAAGCACAUAUACUUAUUGAUGCUUGUAAUUUCCAGAUGAGUGUUGGUAUUGAGAAAAUAUUCUUUAAUAUCUCACUGGUGGAUUAUGAAUGGGGUAAAGAUGAAAUUAUUGAUAUCGGUGGCUUAUUCAAACUGACAUUCAGUAUAGAUGAUCUACAGGGUGAGAAACAGUUUAUCGUCAAUAUGAGACUUAGUGCUUGCCUCACUGCUGGUGAGAUCUGUCAACUAGAAAUACCUGUAUUCACUGACAUGAGAGUUCCUAAAUUACUCUGUGAUUGGGACGCUACUCUUGCUUUAAAAGAUUUUAAAUUGGACGAAUGGUUGCAAGAACAAGCUGCUAAUAUUGGUGAUAGUUUGACGGAUACCCUGGUGGACCAACUCUUAGAACGACUGGGUGUGGCACCUUAUUUACAAGAUCCUAUGUGUGAUACAGCUGUAGCACCGUACGCUCCCCAACAGAAUGGUUGGAACAUAGAAUGCCCACUGGCCCUGAAUCUACCAACGUUACCAUCUAAGAUAUUCUGUAAUGUACCCGAUUAUUGUACUGGUAUUAACUGUUGUCUCGAGGUACCAUUCCUACGUCGAUCAUUUAAUGCUUUAGCCAGUAUCAACAUGUGUACAUAUGUAUUAACUAUUGGUAUUGAAGAUGUCAAGUUUAAAAAAUCAUUGGUUAAUUAUGAAUGGGGUAAACCAGCUCAUUUCAAUUUACGUGGUGUUAUAAGAAUCGACUAUACAAUAGAUAAUCUAGUAGGAGAAAAACAGUUUUUAUUGAGUAUGAACAUGAGUGUAUGUCUGAGUUCUGAUAAACCAUGUCAAUCAACAUUUAAUCUCAUGAAUAAUGCUCGAAUACCUAAACUAUUCUGUGAUUGGAAUGCAACAAUGGCACUUAAAGGAUUCAAUUUAACUAAAUUUUUAGAAGAACAGUAUGCUAAUAUAGGUGACAAACUGUCGGAUUUAACUUUAUCUAAAUUAUUUGAAGCCCUGGGUAUAUCACGAUAUCUAUUAAAACCACAGUGUGAUCGAAGUAGUAGUGUUUAUUCUCCAGCUAAUGUUAAUGGGUGGAAAUAUGAUUGUCCUGUUACAACAUUGAAUUUUGGUAAACUACCAGAUUAUGUGACAUGCCGUAUACCAGAUUUCUGUACGGGAAUUGACUGUUGUGUAUCCGUUCCUGUCAUAGGACAUUCAUUCAAUGUCAAGGUCUACCUUAACGCUUGUGAUUACACUCUAACUGUAUCCAUCGAGAAUUUGGUUUACAAGAAAACUCUACUCAAUUAUCAAUGGGGUACAAGAGAACAAUUCAAUAUAAAUGGUGUAGUUGGUAUAGAGUUUGUUAUUGAUAAUUUAGAUGGUGCCAAACAAUAUAUGAUCAGUUUAUCAUCUACAUUCUGUUUUGAUUCCAACUCACCAUGUUUAGUGAUACCAGUUCUAGAAAACGCCAAAGUUCCUAAAGUAUUGUGUGAUUGGGAAAGUGACUACAGUAUUAAAGAUUUCUCUCUGGAGACGUGGUUGGCUGAGAAAGGACAGCAAAUUGGAGAUCAGCUAUCAUCUAUUGUUUUAUCUAAGUUAUAUGAAGAACUUGGUAUAGCUGCUUAUCUUAAUGACCCACAAUGUGAUGGAAAUACUGGUGUUUACUCUGGUGCUGUUGGUGGAUGGACAAAUGCCUGUCCAGCUGUAAGUAAUCUACCAAGCCUACCUUCAGAUCUAACGUGUUAUAUACCAGAUACAUGUGGUGGUGUACAAUGUUGUGUAAAUGUAGGACCUCUCAAACGAUCAUUUGAAGCCCUCAUCUUCCUUAAUCCUUGUGAUUUUACCUUCCGGGUUGGAAUUGAGAAAUAUCAGUUUAACAGAAACUUGAUUAAUUACCAGUGGGGAACACUUGAACAUUUUACAUUAAAGAAAUUAGUUCGGGUCGAGUUUGUAAUUGAUGAUCUGAGUUCUGAGAAGAAAUUUUUGGUAAACUUAAAUAUAAGUGUUUGUUUAGAAGCCAAUAAACCAUGUCUGAUUUCUAUUCCUGUUCUAACAAAUGCAAGAAUACCAAAAUUAAUCUGUGAUUGGGACAGUACACUGGCAUUACAAGAUUUUUCUAUAACCAACUGGCUAGAAGAACAGAAACAAGCCGGUCUACAGAAACUAACAUCCACUCUCACAGCUAAGUUAUAUGAAGAACUAGGAAUAGCAGGAUAUCUUCGAACUACACCGUGUGAUAGAACCAAAGAUCAAUUUGCUUCUGCUGAUGUGAAAGGAUGGACAAACGAAUGUCCUUCACCUAAAGUGAUUCCUUACUUACCCGAUCUACCCGAUGCCUUGACCUGUCACAUGGGAUCACGCUGUACAUCUAUAGAUUGCUGUGUUGAUGUUGGUUUCCUCGAUAGAUCUUUCUAUUUUGGUGUGGAUGUGAAUCUGUGUGAUUAUACUAUCACGGCCACCAUUGAGAAUCUCUCCUAUAAGAGAAAACUAUUUAAUUACCAAUGGGGUGAAGUAGACCAUUUCUAUUUAAAGGGAGUUGUCCGAGUAGAUUUUAUAUUGAGCCGAUUACUAGGAGAGAAAGCAAUAGAGAUGAGUGUUAAUAUCAGUGUAUGUAUAGAUAAAGAUAAAUGUCUAUAUGAUAAAUCAGUUAUAGACAAGAAACAGAUUCCACAACCAUUAUGUAACUUUCAACAAUCGUUACUGGAGAACCGAUUUUCGUUGGCAGAUUGGAAACUGAAAGAGCAAUUACCAAGUAUCUCGUCUUUAACUGAUGUGUUGAUAGAUAAAUUAUUAGAAGAAGUAGAUUUAUCAGGAUAUCUCACUGAACCUGGUUGUAAUAGAGAAGCUUCACCUUAUAUACCAGCUAAUGGUAAAAACUGGAAGAAAGAUUGUCCUUCUACCAUCAACCUACCUACGUUACCAGAUACAACCAGAUGUUAUUGGUCAACUGAUUGUUCAACUAUAGAUUGUUGUCUUUAUGUUGGUAUCAUCAAACGAUCGGUUAAUCUCCGUCUUAAUAUAGAUAUCUGUAACCUUCAAAUGACCUUCACCGUUGAGAAAAUGACGUAUACCAUUUCCUUAUUUGAUUAUAAUUGGGGUGAGUAA